AAAACAUAUUUACAAGCACGCUAUGACUUUCUACACGAUAAUAACUUUUACAUGCAUAUUACAUAACAUCAUCACCGUUGUAAAUGGUUAUCCAAGUUGGAAAAAUAUGGAUAGAUCUCAAAAUUUAUUAAUAAAUAAUAUUGAUAAGAAAAAAGAUGGAUCUGCGUUUAUAUCUCGAGGAUGGGCUGCAGGUGGUAUGCCAUUCAAUGUCCUAUACUUGAGUCAACCUCCACCGACACGAAUGAAUAAUCUAUCACCGGCUUCAACGCUAUCAUCAUUUAAACAACAUAAAAUGACUUCGUCAACAAAUCAAAAACAUAAUUCAAAAUCAAAUGAAAUCGUAAAUCAAACGCCACGACAUCCUCCAGCUCCUGCUGGUACCCGAAAGAAUACAUUUCGUAAAUCGUAUUCGGUGAUACCACAAUUAUUUGUCUCCUAUGGAUGGGGUCCCUUAGGACGUAAAUAGGAAAAUGAAACAUAUAUGGAACAACAAGUAACAAUUCUAUUGAUGUUUUUUGUGUUAUUCCGGGUGAAAAAUCUCAAUGAC
Molecule: messenger RNA, 547 nt
Organism: Chrysoperla carnea
Lineage: Eukaryota; Metazoa; Arthropoda; Insecta; Neuroptera; Chrysopidae
Exons: 1
Coding region: 23-466 (147 amino acids)
Source: RefSeq, a predicted model, not a curated record